Messenger RNA from Lipotes vexillifer (Yangtze River dolphin), 2567 nucleotides. RefSeq names its product POU class 2 homeobox 1 (gene POU2F1). Gene Ontology annotation, cellular component: nucleus. Gene Ontology annotation, biological process: regulation of transcription by RNA polymerase II. Gene Ontology annotation, molecular function: RNA polymerase II cis-regulatory region sequence-specific DNA binding; DNA-binding transcription factor activity, RNA polymerase II-specific. The record is from RefSeq and is a predicted model, not a curated record. Lineage: Eukaryota; Metazoa; Chordata; Mammalia; Artiodactyla; Lipotidae. The transcript has 16 exons. Bases 49 to 2319 code for a protein of 756 amino acids.
UUUCUUCCUUGCUUUGGACUGUCUGAACCUCUAGAAGAUUUCACAGCAAUGCUGGACUGCAGUGACUAUGUUCUAGACUCAAGAAUGAACAAUCCGUCAGAAACCAGUAAACCAUCUAUGGAGAGUGGAGAUGGCAACACAGGCACACAAACCAAUGGUCUGGACUUUCAGAAGCAGCCUGUGCCUGUUGGAGGAGCAAUCUCAACAGCCCAGGCCCAGGCUUUCCUUGGACAUCUCCAUCAGGUCCAGCUCGCUGGAACAAGUUUACAGGCUGCUGCUCAGUCUUUAAAUGUACAGUCUAAAUCUAAUGAAGAAUCGGGGGAUUCACAGCAGCCAAGCCAGCCUUCCCAGCAGCCUUCAGUGCAGGCAGCCAUUCCCCAGACCCAGCUCAUGCUGGCUGGAGGACAGAUAACUGGGCUGACUUUGACGCCAGCCCAGCAACAGUUAUUACUACAGCAGGCACAGGCACAGGCACAGCUGCUGGCUGCUGCAGUGCAACAGCAUUCCGCUAGCCAACAGCACAGUGCUGCUGGGGCCACCAUCUCAGCCUCCGCCGCCACGCCCAUGACUCAGAUCCCCCUGUCUCAGCCCAUCCAGAUCGCACAGGAUCUGCAACAACUGCAACAACUUCAGCAGCAGAAUCUCAACCUGCAACAGUUUGUGUUGGUACAUCCAACCACCAACCUGCAACCAGCGCAGUUUAUCAUCUCACAGACGCCCCAGGGCCAGCAGGGUCUCCUGCAAGCGCAAAAUCUUUUAACGCAACUACCUCAGCAAAGCCAAGCCAACCUCCUACAGUCGCAGCCAAGCAUCACCCUCACCUCCCAGCCAGCCACCCCAACACGCACAAUAGCAGCAACCCCAAUUCAGACACUUCCACAGAGCCAGUCAACACCAAAGCGAAUUGAUACUCCCAGCUUGGAGGAGCCCAGUGACCUUGAGGAGCUUGAGCAAUUUGCCAAGACCUUCAAACAAAGACGAAUCAAACUUGGAUUCACUCAGGGCGAUGUUGGGCUCGCGAUGGGUAAACUGUAUGGAAAUGACUUCAGCCAAACUACCAUCUCUCGUUUUGAAGCCUUGAACCUCAGCUUUAAGAACAUGUGCAAGUUAAAGCCACUUUUGGAGAAGUGGCUAAAUGAUGCAGAGAACCUCUCAUCUGAUUCGGCUCUCUCCAGCCCAAGUGCCCUGAAUUCUCCAGGGAUGGGAAUUGAGGGCUUGAACCGUAGGAGGAAGAAACGCACCAGCAUAGAGACCAACAUCCGUGUGGCCUUAGAGAAGAGUUUCUUGGAGAAUCAAAAGCCUACCUCGGAAGAGAUCACCAUGAUUGCUGAUCAACUUAAUAUGGAAAAGGAGGUGAUACGUGUUUGGUUUUGUAACCGCCGCCAGAAAGAAAAAAGAAUCAACCCACCGAGCAGUGGUGGGACCAGCAGCUCACCUAUCAAAGCAAUUUUCCCCAGCCCGACCUCACUGGUGGCAACCACGCCAAGCCUUGUGACAAGCAGCGCAGCAACUACCCUCACAGUCAAUCCAGUCCUUCCUUUAACCAGUGCUGCGGUAACUAAUCUCUCUGUUACAGGCACUACAGACACCACCUCCAACAACACCGCAGCUGUGAUUUCCACAGCGCCUCCAGCUUCCUCAGCAGUCACUUCCCCUUCUCUGAGUCCCUCCCCCUCUGCCUCAGCCUCCACCUCUGAGGCAUCCAGUGCCAGUGAGACCAGCACAACACACACCACCUCCACUCCUUUGUCCUCUCCUCUUGGGACCAGCCAGGUGAUGGUGACAGCAUCAGGGUUGCAGACAGCAGCAGCUGCUGCCCUCCAAGGAGCUGCACAGUUGCCAGCAAAUGCCAGUCUUGCUGCCAUGGCUGCGGCUGCAGGACUAAACCCAGGCCUGAUGGCACCCUCACAGUUUGCAGCUGGAGGUGCCUUACUCAGUCUCAAUCCAGGGACCCUGGGUGGUGCUCUCAGCCCAGCUCUGAUGAGCAACAGUACACUGGCAACUAUUCAAGCUCUUGCUUCUGGUGGCUCUCUUCCAAUAACGUCACUGGAUGCAACUGGGAACCUGGUAUUUGCCAAUGCGGGAGGAGCCCCCAACAUCGUGACUGCCCCUCUGUUCCUGAACCCUCAGAACCUCUCUCUGCUCACCAGCAACCCAGUUAGCUUGGUCUCUGCCGCUGCAGCCUCUGCAGGGAAUACUGGACCUGUAGCCAGCCUCCAUGCCACCUCCACCUCAGCUGAGCCCCUCCAGACCUCUCUCUUCACAGCGGCCUCUGCCAGCGGCGCUGCCUCCACCACCACCGCCUCCAAGGCACAGUGAGCUGGGCUGAGUGACGCUGCCAGCCCCCUUCUUCACUCCGAGUGCAACUGGCUGCCAGCCUGGCUGAGACUGAAACACGUGAUGGGCUUCCUCUUGCCGUGUUGCAAGGGCAAGGGAGAAGAGGGAGAGAAGAAAAAACACAUGCCGGAAAAAAGGAUGGAAAUGGGACAACAUUUGCCUAAUUUUGUAAUAAAACACUGUCUUUUCAGGAUUGCUUCAUGGAUUGGAGAACUUUCUAACCAAAAAUU